Messenger RNA from Oldenlandia corymbosa var. corymbosa, 615 nucleotides. Lineage: Eukaryota; Viridiplantae; Streptophyta; Magnoliopsida; Gentianales; Rubiaceae. The record is from the annotation of a GenBank genome assembly.
AUGCUUGUGCAGUCGCCACCUUCUCCUACGCCGCCUCAAUCCUCUCGUGCCGGUCGCUCGCAACGCGGCGGCCGGCGCAAUCAGGCUUCUGGUCGUGGUGGUGGUCGGCAUGGGUACACCCCUCCAGCUCCGGGUGAGACGUGUCAGCUUUGCGGCAUCUUGAAUCACACGGCCGCCACUUGUCGACGCCGUUUUGAUACUAAUUUUGUUCCUCGACCCCCUGCCGUUCGGUCGGCUGCUUAUGCCCAGGCAGGUUCUCCUGCACCGCCUUCAGCUGCCGCAAAACUAAUGGAAGAGGAUUCUACCACAAAUAUCUGUGACAGACCAAGAACUUGUGGAAAUGACAUUCUUCCCGUGGUGAAUGAGGCAUGCAGAGUAGCCGAAGAAGGAAUAACAGUUUGUUCAUCAGAUAUCGACAUUGCAUCUGUGCAUGGGAUGAAGUUUCCUUCAUAUUAUGGAGGCAUCUUGUUCUGUGCUGAUUCAUAUGGUGCUGAGUACAUAUGUUCAAAGCUAAGAACUUGGUGGUCUGAUCAGGUGCAUCUGUUUUUCAAGCCAUCCACUUGCUUGGAGCUAAAGGCUGCAAAAGGCCUCUCACUGGCAAAUGCAUCACUUUAA